ACUAAUGGUCAAGCUGAAGUAUCUAACAGAGAAAUCAAGCGAAUAUUAGAGAAAACAGUUGCUAUGUCAAGAAAGGAUUGGUCACAUAAACUUGAUGAUGCUCGCUGGGCAUACAGGACUACAAUGAAGACGUCUAUGGGUUUAUCACCUUAUCAGCUUGUCUAUGGGAAAGCAUGUCAUUUACCAGUGGAGAUGGAGCAUAAAGCCUUAUGGGCGCUUAAAUUUAUGAAUUUUGUUCUUUCUAAAACUCAAAAUAAGCGUAGAAGGAAAAUGUUGGAACUUGAAGAGAUGCGGUUGCAUGCAGAAACUACAAAGAAAAG
Vigna umbellata (rice bean) is the source of this 320-nucleotide messenger RNA. The record is from RefSeq and is a predicted model, not a curated record. Lineage: Eukaryota; Viridiplantae; Streptophyta; Magnoliopsida; Fabales; Fabaceae.